This is a messenger RNA of Dermacentor andersoni, 1605 nucleotides long. The record is from RefSeq and is a predicted model, not a curated record. Lineage: Eukaryota; Metazoa; Arthropoda; Arachnida; Ixodida; Ixodidae.
AUGGCGCACAGCCAUCGUGGCCCCCAUCCUGAAGGCCAGAAAGCCGGCUGGAAACCUGAGUUCCUAUCGGCCGGUUUCCCUCACCUCCGCCGCUUGCAAGGUGAUGGAGGUCAUUGCUCUGGUCCGACUGGACUGGGUGGCCGUGUCCAUGGCUUCCUGGUCGAUGAGCAGACGGGUUUCCGGUGGUGCAGAUUCACCGCGGACUCCAUCGCGGACAUGGUCUCCACGCAGCAGGAGGCCAAGGUCUGCGGUGACGCCGUGCUGGUGCCUAUCGAAAUCAAGGGGGCCUUCAACGGCCUGCCCCAUCCAGUCCUUCAGCAGGCCCUGGACCUACUUGGCAUCAACGGGAACCUUCGGCGGUUCAUCUGGUCGUUCCUGGAGGAAUGCACCCUCAGGGUACGAGUGGGCGGAUCGAGGAGCUCUCCUCAGCCGGUGGCAGCGGGCAUCCCACAAGCGUCAGUGGUGAGCCCUUUCCUGUUCAACCUGGCCCUGGCCCGGCUGGCUGCUGCCCUGCCGAUCGACCCCCACUACCCCGUGAAUGCCUCCAUCUACGCGGACGACAUCGUCCUGUGGGUGCGAAGUCCACCAGAGCCACCGCAGCUUGCGCUCGGCCCUGCAAAGAGCCCUCGACACCGCCACUGCUUACCUGAGCAGCAUUGGCCUUGCUAUCUCGGCAAGGAAGACGGAGGCCAUGCUGCUCCACCCAAGAGCAGCCGCCCGCCGCACAGCUGUCCGGCAGUGACGCAGCGGGGGCUGCGCAUUGAUCACCGGCUGCCUGCUGUCAAGACCCUGCAUGUCCAGGUCCUCCGGAUCCGCAAGGCAGUCUCCCAGCUUCUUGCCCGAGGACAGGGUUGUUUCACUAGUUGGGCUCUGCGGCUGUACGAUGCAGCAGCCACCUCACGCCUGCGGUACGCCCUCCCACUCGUGGCACUACCACCUGACCGUCUCAAGAGGCUGGAGCUGCAGCAUCUGGCCGCGAUUAGGCUCUGCCUGGGCGCUCCCCGCAGCUCUCAAGUCGCUGCGACCUUGGCCGAGGUGGGAGCAUGGCCCCUGUCACUCCUCCUCCCGCAACAGGGGCUACGCCAUGUUGACCGCAUCCAUCAUGGCCCAGACGGCAGUGCCCUGCUGUCCCGACUGCGCUCACUGCCCCAUUCCCAGAUGGGGAGGCUGUACGAGGAGGUGAUUGGGAGGCCUCCAGCGAACAACGCACCGCUGCCUCCUCCCCAGAAACCACCCAUACUCAUCACCGCAAAGCUGCCCGGCGUUUGCAAGCGGCGCUCCCCGACUUGUGCCCUUCAGCAGACGGCUGCCUCCCUCCUACAUGCGGACCAAGGAGGACACUUGCAGGUCUACGUUGACGGCUCGGUGAUGCCGGAUACGGGCUCGUCGACUGCUGCCUGUGUGGUGCCCGCCCUGCGGAAGAGCAGGCAGUUUCCCCUCCCCGACCAUGCGACGUCAACAGCGGCAGAGGUAGCAGGCCUCCACCUGGCUCUGGGCGUACUCGCGGAGGAGCUGCCACCUACCCCAGUGACCAUCUACUGCGACUGGCCUUUCUGGCCUGCAGAGGCCAGAAAAGGCCAGCCUUGGGGUCGCCCUGCUCUCUAA